CAAUCCCUAGUGCUUCCCCGACCAGAGAGAGCUUCGACACAACUGCACACCUCCGAUCCGAGCUGCGUUACACCAAAACCAAAACCUUCCUCUCAACACCAACAGCUCCGAGCCACUAUACAACUACUCCCGUCGCAACUCUCUUGCAGCGCCCCCUCCCAGUUUGCAUCGAACCUUCCCAAAUCGAGACCCCCCAACGCCCCAAGAUGAACCACAUAACUUCCCCCAACGAGCCAUUCCCUACCCCCUCCGCCCUCGCCGCGGCCACGACAACCCACACCCAGCGCAAUUUCCGCAUUGCCUCCCGCAAGCUUCCCAUCUCCAAGGCCGGCCCCAUCGACGAGAUGACGGCCUCUCUUGGCAUCCCGGUCCCCGAGAUGAUCUUCGGCGACAACCUCGUCUCCGUCUCCCACGUACCCACGGGCUGGUCCGUCUCCUUCAACGCCUACGACGCACUCGACGCUGUCGACAAGACGGACAAGAAGAUGCUCAAGGUCGCCUACGCCCGGGACUGGUCGUCGAGUAGAGAAAAGACGAGCGCGGGGAUCAAGGAGGUCGUCAAGCCAUACGACUGGUCCUACUCGACCGAGUACCGCGGCACCCUGAAAGAGCCCGACGCCCCGGGGCGAAAGCUGGAGGAGACAACGACGCGGCAGAUCCCGCUCGAGCUGCUCAAGCGCCGGGACCCGAUCCUCUUCUUCGACGACGUGGUGCUCUUCGAGAGCGAGCUCGACGACAACGGCAUCUCCAUCGUCAGCGUCAAGGUCCGCGUCCACGAGAAGCGCAUGUUGCUGCUGUGCCGCCUAUUCAUGCGCCUCGACAACGUCAUCGUGCGCAUCCGGGACACGAGGGUGUACGCCGACUUUGAGACGGACGAGGUCAUCCUGGAGUACACAGCCAAGGAGGACACCUUCGACAGCGUCAAGCGGUCGUUGUUCAUGGAGGGCAGGCUGCCGGAUGAUAUCACCAUCGCGUUGCGGGACCCGAACCUGCUCUACAACCUACUGCCGACGGUCGAGCAGACGGUGCAGAGCGUUUCUCUGAAGCAAUGAAACGCACCCUUCCCCACCCCCUUUCUCAACUAUUUGCUUCAUGGGUUUUGUUUCGCCUUUCAACUAGUGACCGGCGUUCAGGGCGAGAGAUGUAGUUUCAGGCGUUUCGGGCAUCGGGAAAAGCUUACGGGCAUGGUAGGGUACCGCGAUACCUCUGCAGGAAGAAUAAAGGAUUUGUCCAUACGCCCAUAAAUACGCAUCGCAAGCAUCAUGUGAAUGGAAU
This is a messenger RNA of Colletotrichum navitas, 1275 nucleotides long. Its product is annotated as TIP41-like family-domain-containing protein. The record is from RefSeq and is a predicted model, not a curated record. Gene Ontology annotation, cellular component: cytosol. Gene Ontology annotation, biological process: TOR signaling. Lineage: Eukaryota; Fungi; Ascomycota; Sordariomycetes; Glomerellales; Glomerellaceae. The coding region runs from base 207 to 1052 and encodes 281 amino acids. The transcript has 2 exons.